This is a messenger RNA of Cyphellophora attinorum, 1242 nucleotides long. Its product is annotated as Phosphatidylserine decarboxylase proenzyme 1, mitochondrial. The coding region runs from base 1 to 1242 and encodes 413 amino acids. Gene Ontology annotation, molecular function: phosphatidylserine decarboxylase activity. NCBI's taxonomy places the organism in Eukaryota, Fungi, Ascomycota, Eurotiomycetes, Chaetothyriales, Cyphellophoraceae. The record is from RefSeq and is a predicted model, not a curated record. The transcript has a single exon. Gene Ontology annotation, biological process: phosphatidylethanolamine biosynthetic process. Gene Ontology annotation, cellular component: mitochondrion.
AUGUCUACUCUGCCACUCAAAGCCAUCUCUCGAGUAUGGGGCAAGUUUAACGAGAUUGACAUCCCAUACUACUUGCGAGUCCCGGGCUUCAAGCUAUAUGGCUGGAUCUUCGGCGUGAAUUUCAGCGAAGUCGCCGAAUCGGAUCUUCACACAUAUCCCAAUCUCGCGUCGUUCUUCUACCGAGGACUGAAGCCCGGCGUGCGACCACUUGAUCCUGACCCAAACGCCAUACUUUCUCCUGCCGACGCCAAGGUCUUGCAAUUCGGCGCCAUCGAGCACGGCACAGUCGAACAAGUCAAAGGCAUGACCUACACUCUUGAUGCCCUCCUUGGGCAGACACCACCAUCAACACCCUCCACGCCCACCAGCGAGAAAGCAGAUCCGAUGGAACAACAGUCCGGGCAUAUCUACGCACACCCGCAAUCUGCCGCACCGGACUCACCAGAAGCGGAGGCUAUCCGCGACGAUCAGGAAUUCGCCAAUGUAAACGGCAUAUCCUAUUCCCUUCCCAACCUAUUCUCCGGCAAGACAGAACCCACUAAGCGCCCCACCGACGCCUCGACCAGCUCAUCCCCAAAGUCUGAAGCAGAAGUAGCCAACGAUCUUGCUUCCACAGACGCGCCCUGGUGGAACCCCUUCGGCUCAACGUCCACCCCAACCCGCCUCUACUACAUCGUCGUCUACCUCGCUCCCGGCGACUAUCACCGCUUCCACUCCCCCGUCUCCUGGAUCUGCUCUUCUCGGAGACACUUCGCCGGCGAGCUCUACUCCGUCAGCCCCUAUGUCCAGCGUACACUGCCCGGACUCUUCACCCUGAACGAACGCGUCGUCCUUCUGGGCCGCUGGAAGAACGGCUUCUUCAGCUACACAGCCGUCGGCGCUACUAACGUUGGCUCUAUCAAGAUCAACUUUGACAAGGAGCUGCGCACCAACUCUUUGACGACGGACACGGAAGCAGAUCGCCAGGCGGCUGAGGCGGCGGAGCGGGGCGAGCCUUACUCGGGUUUCUCCGAAGCGGUAUAUACCGCUGCUUCGUCCGUGCUUGGAGGACACGCUCUGAGGCGUGGCGAAGAGAUGGGCGGAUUCCAGCUGGGUAGCUCGAUCGUGCUAGUCUUCGAAGCGCCGGCGGAUGGGAGCUUCAAGUGGAACGUACAGAGUGGGCAGAAGGUCAAAGUUGGCGAGGCUUUGGCUUAUGUGGAAGAGGCGGAUGGCAGUGAUGCUCAGAAGCAGAUAAAGCAGUAG